AUGCGAUGCGCGAGCAAGGCCGCCGAGAGCGCGUCCGCACGUCUCUGUGCGGACGCCGAGGCAGAAACAACAGCAACUGAUGUCUCAUCGGUUGCUGAAGAGACCCAGCCUGUGUCACUUGGUGAUGCAGGCGCUGGUCAUGAAGACACUCGUGUCUUCACAGAGUACGAGCUCGGUGUCUCAUACUCUCCUGAUACGGAUGACGGAUCCGUAUCGACGGCGAUUGAAUCUAAGCCGCCUGCCAAGCGUGGCAUGGAUGAUGCUUUGCGUCGUAGCAUCUUUGGCUCAUCUGAUGAAUCAGAUGAACCAUCGCCGAAGCGAAGGCGCUCGAGGUCGCAAGACUCGGGCACUCACAGUGGUGUCGGCUAUCCUAUGGACACCACUUCGCAACGAGGUGCCAGUACUUCUGUCGGCACGUCGCAGGAAGAGCGGGACCGCAAUGUCUUGCGUCUUGCUCCAGAAAAGAAGGCAUGGAUGCCUCCAAAAUCCGUCAUGGAUCACUUGUCGGCGACGACGAGUGAUCGUUAUCGAACACGAUUGUUCGAUUCGUCAAGGAUCCAUCACCUUGACCCCAGCGCGAAAAACUAUCGCGCUGAACAUGAAUUCUUCAUCGAUGCUUUCUUUAGACAUCGAUGGUACAGUGGGAAUCACAAACGUGAUGGUCCCUCACUACUUCAGGCGUGGAACGCUUACAUCCAUAACCUUUGA
Molecule: messenger RNA, 708 nt
Organism: Peronospora matthiolae
Lineage: Eukaryota; Oomycota; Peronosporomycetes; Peronosporales; Peronosporaceae
Source: the annotation of a GenBank genome assembly